GAAGCUGGUUGAAUUUCAAACGAUCCAAACGACUUCCUCGUUUCUUCUGUCCAAGCAUCGUCGCCCCUGAGCUGUAGCUGGUGCGCGAUGCGCGUUCACGUGGCUCACGCCUGCGCACUCUGUCAAAAACUACAGGACGGGUGGCGAUGAUGCACGUGCUCACUGUUAGCCUUGCAUAGUAGAAGAAAAACCGCGUUCUGUUGCAAAAGUGAGACCUCCAGUGUCCUGCACGAGAACACUUCAAGUUCUCUCCCCGGCACGCUCACUUCUCACUCCAAUCACACGUUUGAGAAGAACACCAUGUUUGCUGUCAGAAGCUCUCUGCGCCUCGGUUCCAAGCUGUUCGUGCCCGCCUUGGCGAGGCGAGGUUGCGCUGGGGCUGCCAUCCCGGUGGACGAUGUGGUGAACGGGCUGACAGACGAGCAGAUCCAGCUCAGGCAAAGUGUUCGUAAAUUCUGUGCCGAAAAACUUGCGCCCCAUGCUGACGAGAUCGACAAGAAGAAUGAAUUUGCAGGGAUGCGGGGAUUCUGGAAAGACAUGGGAGAGAUGGGGCUGCUAGGCAUAACCGCACCAGUGGAAUACGGAGGCACUGGACUGGGCUACCUCGAUCACGUCAUCGUAAUGGAGGAACUCUCUCGCGUGUCAGCGGCCAUCGCUCUAAGCUACGGCGCUCAUUCCAACCUGUGCGUCAACCAGAUGGUGCGCCACGCCACCGAGAAGCAGAAAGAAAAGUACAUGCCAAAGUUACUGACAGGAGAGCAUGUGGGAGCCUUAGCCAUGAGUGAGCCCAACGCUGGCUCGGAUGUCGUGUCCAUGAAACUCAAGGCGAAGAAGCAAGGUGACUACUAUGUUCUGAAUGGGAACAAGUUCUGGAUUACAAACGGACCAGAUGCCGACGUCCUCAUUGUGUACGCCAAGACGGACCCGGAGGCCUACCAAAGAGGCAUCACUGCUUUCAUCGUUGAGAAGGGGAUGUCGGGUUUCUCCACAGCACAAAAGCUGGACAAAUUGGGCAUGAGGGGGUCCAACACAUGUGAGCUGAUCUUUGAGGACUGCAAAGUUCCAGAGAAGAACAUCCUGGGUCCACUAAACAAAGGAGUUUACGUGAUGAUGAGCGGUCUGGAUUUGGAAAGGCUGGUACUUGCAGCUGGACCUGUCGGAAUCAUGCAAUCGGUUUUGGAUUCCGCGGUUCCCUACCUGCAUGUCAGAGAAGCUUUUGGCGAGAAGAUUGGACACUUCCAGCUGAUGCAAGGCAAGAUGGCUGACAUGUACACCAGGUUGAGCUCCUCCCGGCAAUAUUUGUACAACGUCGCCCGGGCCUGUGACAAAGGACAUUUCAGCGCCAUGGAUUGUGCCGGAGUCAUUCUGUACUGUGCCGAGAACGCCACCCAGGUCGCGCUGGACGGCAUUCAGUGUUUGGGCGGGAACGGGUACAUCAACGAUUACCCCAUGGGACGCUACCUGCGGGACGCAAAGCUGUAUGAAAUCGGAGCGGGCACGAGUGAAAUCCGCCGCCUUAUUAUCGGACGAUCUUUCAACGCUAUGUUCAAGUGAGGGAGAGAGAGAAGCGCUCAUCUCAGCGAGCAAAAGUGCAAUUUUGUCCUCAAGAAAAACAUCUUCACUCAAACCCAAGGCCUUAACUUUUAUGACUCGUCAGCGCUGCUGACCUACAUCAUGUUUUAAAAGCUCUCGUCUCCUUUUUCACAUCAAGCAAUUACUUUGAGUACUCAAAUGCCAGUUACACCGAGUCAUUCGUGGCGUUAAAUCUAAUAACAUUUGAAUUUUUUUUCUUUCACUUUGGCUUCAUAUCAGUUACCAGAACCUCCCAGCAAAACCAAACAAAUAUUCCCCAUUAUGUUGGGUACCAUUGGUGGAUGUCCUUUUAACCUUUUAUAAAAUAAAUCCUGUUACAGUACUGUGAGAGUAAAAUAUGCCAUUUUACUCGGGAGAUAAAAUCAUUGUAUUGUAUAGUCUAUAUUAAAAUCUGUCAUUUGCUUGUCUUCACUCCACUUCUCUUGGGUUUGAGACUAUGUAGGUGUACAUUAUGUAUGAAUAGUGUUUGUGUGCAGUAAAGAGAAACAUUUUUCACAAGUUAUUGUAUGCUGUUGUAUGAUGUGAAUUAUAAAUGCAACAUGAAAUAUACAGUGGUGUAGAAAAAUAACAAUGCAUGAGUGUAAUAGUAAAAUAAAAGCACCAAAAAAAAAUCCCACAA
Messenger RNA from Syngnathus typhle (broad-nosed pipefish), 2212 nucleotides. RefSeq names its product isovaleryl-CoA dehydrogenase (gene ivd). The transcript is spliced from 13 exons. Lineage: Eukaryota; Metazoa; Chordata; Actinopteri; Syngnathiformes; Syngnathidae. Bases 301 to 1554 code for a protein of 417 amino acids. Gene Ontology annotation, cellular component: mitochondrion. Gene Ontology annotation, molecular function: flavin adenine dinucleotide binding; 3-methylbutanoyl-CoA dehydrogenase activity. Gene Ontology annotation, biological process: L-leucine catabolic process. The record is from RefSeq and is a predicted model, not a curated record.